AGUUCACCAUUACGUUGACGAAAAACAUCACAGGGCCUGGUGUUCUAUCUAUCCCGUACUCGAUUUUGAGAAUGGGCAUUCCCGCCACUGUGUUCUUUUAUGUGAUUAUGGCUGUCAUCAAUGUGUGGUGUUCGACGUUGCUAAUAAAUGUUUCUGAGUAUUGCAAAACCAAUCCGUCUUCAUAUCCCUACAAGCAAAUCGGAAACGACUACGCCGUGAUUAUCUAUCAUGUACUCUCCUCUCCCCUCCCCUCAUCCCCUCAUCUAGAUCACCGGUCCGAACGGCUAUCUAAUCUUUCUGUUUCUCUACUUCAUCGCGAUCUGGGGAGUCCAAGUCGGCACCUUGGUAUCUACGUUUCUCCAUUUCUCCUCUCUGGUAGAUCACCAUCGUCGACUUCCUCGAUAAUCUGCCUUGGAUCAAAGCCCUCGUCGACCAGAAUCCCUCCGUCAAGCUCAUCUGUCAUGUUUCCUGCUCCUGCAUCUGCGCCGUUCUCGUUCUCCUCAAAGACAUGAAGUAGCAUGCACAGCAUCGACAUCAUGAUCAGGCCGCUCGUCCCGGUUUCGUCCCUCAGCAUCUUCGCUCUGCUUCUCUCGUUUCUUAUUCUCCUCGUCUUCGGAUUUGUAAACUACGGAAUGACAUUCAACCUCUCCAUGCUCAAACCGCUCUCCCUCGUCGAUCUCUGCGCCUCCAUUGGCGCUGCCUCCUUCUCGCUCGGAUACAACUUCUCGUUCCUCUCAUUCUACGUAGCCUCGCGCAUUCUUCUGAAAUAUAGAAACAAGUGAAGCCCUCGCUCAAGUUCAAAGCCAAACGCGCGCUCACACCCAUCCUAACCGUCAUUACUUCCUGUCUCCUCAUUCUCCCGCUUCUGGCGUUCUUUUCCUAUUCGAACUCGCCGAGUACGCAGUAUAGUCAUUCUAUUUCAAUUCCAGGCGGCAUUUUGUCCGACAUUUUGCUCUCCAUUCCCUCCACGAACCCUGCUGCGAUUGUCGUGUCCCUUAUGAUGUUCGUGAGCUGUCUAUUCACCUAUCCCAUCUACUCUCCGCCGCUGAACGAGAUUCUGGAGGAAACAAUUCGGAACAAGAAAACCGCGGGACUGUUCGUUGCUGAUUCCAGACGACUCAUCUACCGGCUUCUGCAGACGGCGAUGAUCUCGAUGAUCGCCUGGUUCUGUCCGUUCUUUGGUGAUAUUAUUUUCUUCGAUAUCCUUGGAUGAGAUGAGACUAGAUGAAAUGAGAUGGAGGGAUCCUUGACAUCACUGGGAGGCUUUGUUUUUACGGCCAUUUCGUCGGUAAUUCCGCCUGUGUUGAAUCUGUUGUGCUUCCACGACUCCCUCUCGACGAAGGCGAUUGUUCUCCAUGUGCUCGUUAUCGUCUUUUGCUUUGUCUUCAUGUGCAUUUCGACGUUCUUCUCCGCCUAUCAGCUAAUUAUCAAGAUGAUGAAAUAGAAGGAGGAAUUGUUUGUUACAAAAAGUGUGUCGAAAGAUGAUUGGCUGGAGAUUCCUCGUUUGAUGAUUUCUUUAAAAUUGAGAUGGAGACCGCACCUAAACAGGACACGUCCCCUAUUCAGCGUGUCGAGAGUUUUGAAAUCGAGAAGAAAGUUGCUAACAACGAGCUUGCCGUGGAGAAGAAGGAAGUGGUUGAUAUUACGAAGAAACCAGAAGAAAAUGUCCCUACUAUCACGUCUUCGAGCUACAUUUCGAUUAAGCAGUUCAAUGUUACCUUGAUUAAAAGUAUCACGGGCGCGGGUAUUCUUUGUUCCCCCUAUGCUUUUAAUCGAAUGGGUCUUAUUUGUACAGUCAUUGUCUAUGCUGUUUUGGCAGUCGCAAACGUGUGGUGUUCCACUCUUUUAAUUAGUGUUCAUUCCUACACUGCAAACAACCGAUCGAACUAUCCUCCCAAGAUGAUCGGAAAUGAUUACGCCUUUGUAAUGUAUCAUAUUCUUGGUCCCGUCGGCUAUUAUUCUUUCAUCGUUCUUUAUCUGCUAGCGAUCUGGGGCGUCCAAAUCGGCACAUUGAUCUCCAUCGUCGAUUUCAUCUGCAAGAUCGAAUGGCCGGGCGCCCUCUUCGCCGACGCCAGCAACAAGCGCAUCUUUUUCCACUUGCUGUCCUCGUUUGUGUGUCUGCUGCUGGUUCUUCUGAGCGACAUGAAUCCAAUCAUCGCCGUCGCGUCGCUCAGCAUCUUCGCUCUGGUCCUCUCCUUCGCCAUCCUCCUCGUCUACGGCUUCGUCCAAUACGGGAUCACCUUCUCUCUUUCCAUGCUGGCUCCCGCCUCCGUCCCGCUUCUCUUCUCCUCCGUCGGCGUUCCUUCCUUUUCGCUCGGCUACAACUUCUCCUUCCUCUCCUUCUACGUCGCUUUCCGGCUCGUCUUUCACGCUCUAGAAGCAGCUCGCGCCUUCCUCGAAGCCCAAAGCGCCGCGAAGCACGGGCUGGACGAUCGGGAUCACGACGUUCAUCAUGGUGCUGUGUCCGAUGCUGGCGCUGUUCGCGUACAGCGGCGUGGAGGGCGGCAUCCAGCAGAACAUUCUGCUGAUGAUCCCCGCGAAGUCGGUUCCCGCUGUGAUCGUGAACAUCAUGAUGUUCCUGAGCUGCUUGUUCACGUACCCGAUCUACACGCCGCCGCUGAAUGA
This is a messenger RNA of Blastocystis hominis, 2625 nucleotides long. RefSeq lists its product as hypothetical. The transcript has 8 exons. The record is from RefSeq and is a predicted model, not a curated record. NCBI's taxonomy places the organism in Eukaryota, Bigyra, Opalinata, Blastocystidae. Gene Ontology annotation, molecular function: amino acid transmembrane transporter activity. Gene Ontology annotation, biological process: amino acid transmembrane transport. The coding region runs from base 1528 to 2625 and encodes 365 amino acids.